CAAAGUGGGUUUGUUUUUUCGAAAUGGAUAUUUUAGGCCAUCUCGGGGCGCCUAACAAACCAACUCGCAAAGUUGGCAAUGAGCAAGCCACCAGCCACAACACAACGGGCAGUGAAGUAUGGUCCACGAAGCUCACAAAUCCACUGCAGGAGUUCAUUUGGAUGACACUGGGAACAGAGUUGUUGGUGGUUCGCAACGUUCAGAUGGCUCUGUACGGCGUGUUGUGAAAGUACGACCCGGCUUUACGCCCUUGGAGGAUACCAAGAGAGUCAACGUGCGUGAAAUGAGAGGAGUAAGGACCCAGGAUGAACCAAUCAGCUGUUCGAGGGAUGUUAGCAAAGGCACCCGUGCUCCGAAAGCAUUUGGCGGCCUUGAGAGCCUGCUUCGAGCUAACAAGGCUAGAAAUGAGGCGAGUCAAUGCUCAAAUAGAACCAGGGCUACAGUGGUGGAACAUUCUGGUCCUGAUGAUCUUGGUGUCAAUGAAAUCACCAAGGAGCUCCAAGGCAUGGGCAUUGAGAACAAACCUCUGGAGGAUGAAUCCGAUAGGAAGAUACUCUCUUCCGGAGGAAAAGAGGUUCAACCAAAGGGUCAAAGCACUGGUGGGAAGAGAGCCCCAUAUCGUCCACCAAGAGCUACAAAGGAGCAAUUGAAACGUUGAAAUAAGCUUAACAUCUCACCCAAAAUAUCUUUCAAUCUACUUUAAAAUACAAAGUGUCAAACACCAUUAAAUGUUGUCGUUGUUGAACAUGUUUUUGUAUGUACAGGUACCAUAGAAUAACUCCUCUCUCGUGCAUGUCUACUUUCUCC
Molecule: messenger RNA, 807 nt
Organism: Williopsis jadinii
Lineage: Eukaryota; Fungi; Ascomycota; Saccharomycetes; Phaffomycetales; Wickerhamomycetaceae
Exons: 1
Coding region: 119-658 (179 amino acids)
Source: RefSeq, a predicted model, not a curated record